Phalacrocorax carbo (great cormorant) is the source of this 9159-nucleotide messenger RNA. Lineage: Eukaryota; Metazoa; Chordata; Aves; Suliformes; Phalacrocoracidae. The record is from RefSeq and is a predicted model, not a curated record.
CCCGUGCGUGUGGGAGGGAGCGAGCGAGCGAGGGAGAGACAAAAACUCCAUCAGCCCGGCCAAUGCCACCUCUCGUUUAAAGCUUCCAAACUGUUAGUCUUUCCCCCCAUUAUCACGGUACCAAGUAAGCUGUCUUUCCCCCACCCCGACCCCCCUCCCUCCUCUUGGAAGAUAUGGAAGAGAAAGAUAAAGCGGCUGCCUCCGGGCUCUGACGGCGCGCAGCCCGCAUGCCUCUGCCGCCACAGCCGGCGCGACUCCGCAGCCGCCGCUCGCAGCCAGCCGCUUGCAGCGGGAUGGGAUGCAACUUCUGCUAACUGGAUCCCAGGCUUAAGUGAUAAUUGGGUAUCUUGUUAGCAGAACAGAAAUGAAUAACUCAACGUACAUAAACUCCUCCACUGAAAAUGUGAUGGCUUUGGAGAGCCCCUAUAAAACUGUUGAGGUGGUCUUCAUCGUCCUGGUAGCAGGGUCUCUCAGUCUAGUCACCAUAAUUGGGAACAUCCUGGUCAUGGUGUCAAUCAAAGUCAACAGGCACCUACAGACUGUCAACAACUAUUUCCUGUUCAGCUUGGCCUGCGCUGACUUGAUCAUCGGCAUCUUUUCUAUGAACCUAUACACCCUCUACACUGUGAUAGGCUACUGGCCCUUAGGGCCUGUGGUGUGUGACCUCUGGCUGGCUCUUGACUAUGUAGUCAGCAAUGCCUCUGUAAUGAACCUCCUCAUUAUCAGCUUUGACAGAUACUUUUGUGUCACCAAACCUCUGACAUACCCUGUAAAGCGGACCACUAAGAUGGCAGGCAUGAUGAUCGCAGCUGCAUGGGUGCUGUCCUUCAUCCUGUGGGCCCCUGCAAUUCUCUUCUGGCAGUUCAUUGUCGGAGGAAGGACUGUGCCAGAUGGGGAUUGCUACAUCCAGUUUUUUUCCAAUGCUGCUGUCACUUUUGGCACUGCCAUUGCAGCCUUCUAUUUGCCUGUUAUCAUCAUGACUGUCCUUUACUGGCAAAUCUCUCAAGCCAGUAAGAGUCGGAUAAAGAAAGGGAAAAAGGAAGCUGCCCAAAACCAAGAUACAGUUUCCCCCAGCCUUGUCCAAAGUAAAAUAGUGAAACCAAACAAUAACAACAUCCCAACCAGUGGGGAUGGGUUGGAGCACAGCAAAAUUCAGAAUGGAAAAACCACGGGAGAGACUCUGAGAGAGAACUGUGUUCAAGGGGAGGAAAAGGAGAGCUCCAACGACUCCACCUCUGUCAGUGUGGUUGCUUCCAACAUGAAAGAGGAUGAAGCUGCCAAAGAUGCCAGCCAGGCUUCUGCCUCCCAAGACCUUCUCAAAGCAGAGAACUCCAAGCUGACAUGCAUCAGAAUAGUCACCAAGUCCCAAAAGGGUGACUGCUGUGCCCCCACCAACACUACUGUGGAGAUUGUAGGCACCAAUGGGGAAGAGAAGCAGAAUAGUGUAGCCCGAAAAAUUGUCAAGAUGACAAAGCAGCCAGCCAAAAAGAAACCACCUCCUUCUAGAGAGAAAAAAGUGACAAGGACUAUUUUGGCCAUCCUCCUGGCCUUCAUCAUCACCUGGACCCCAUAUAACGUGAUGGUGCUCAUCAACAGCUUCUGCACAUCCUGCAUCCCUGGCACUGUAUGGACCAUAGGUUAUUGGCUCUGUUAUAUCAACAGCACCAUCAACCCUGCUUGUUAUGCACUCUGCAAUGCUACUUUCAAGAAGACCUUUAAGCACCUUCUUAUGUGUCAUUACAAGAAUAUAGGAGCUACAAGGUAAAAAUAUUAAUAAAAAUCAUGAAAAGGGUAAAGAAGUUCCAAACUAAAUUAAAAAAAAUAUGCCAUAGCACUUUAUGCUCUUCUACAGAAUGUGAAAUCCAGGCUGUUAAUGGAAAUACUGACAUGGGGCAUCAGCUCCACCCCCAAGGACUACUAUAAGUAUAAACAUUUUUUUAAUUGUGGAAAAUAAAUCUUGAGGACAUAGGGAUGUUGGAGGAAUUAUUCAAGUAUGUGGACUGGAGGCACAGUUCCUUGCUCUCUGAGAGUAUUCUGCAGAAGGGCUUUAGAGUCUACGAUUUUUGGCCAUUCUGUGUAAAAUACUUGUUCCUCUUUUUCCUUUUUUCUUUUUUUUUCCUGUGUCUGUUUGAUAUGUCUUCAUAUAGGGAAAAGAAAAGGGAAUUUUAACCAUAACUGUGUGGAAGAAGCAUAGGAGUUUGGAAGAUUAUUGCAUAAUCGAACUGAAUCAUGAUAGAAGGUUUCUAAAGCUCAAAGUUGUCUAAAGCUUUUUUGUCACUGUCAUGUAAGAACCUUAAUGUUAGGUAAAUCAUGAUGACAGUUAUUUUACAUUGUUUAUGACACUACCAUUUCCAAAACUGCAUCAGUUCUGAAAGUGUACUUAUGCUCAACACAUAGCUAUUGCCUAACCUGUGUAUCAUUCAAAGUCUGCUGCUUGCUCCCUUCUAGAAGUCUUUGUUCCACGAUUCCUUCAUCAUGUCAAGAAAAAAGUGAAAAAAGGCAUUAUUUCCAGAUUACUACAUCCCAAGACUAUUUCAGCAUCCAUGUUAACCAAAGCUUUUGAGUCAAAUCUGUUCACUUCAUUUGUCAUAUAAAAUCCACCUGUGAAUUUGUCUUUUACCUCCAUCAGCCUUUUCUUCCCUUUUGUACCAGGGCACAAAGACUGAAUAUCAAAAGAAGUUGUAAAUUCAAAGGUCUCACCCAGUCAGCCACCAUGGUGGCUGGAGAGCCUCAGUUGAAGAAUAGAAAUAAGGUUAUUACUAGGAAAAUGGAGGUUACAUCCUUUUAAAGUUGGAUGCACAGGCAAAGACGUAUGCUGAGGCUCCACAGAAUGAAUAGUUGAUACUAGAUGAACAUGCUCUUGAACAGUCAAAAAAUGAUUCAUACUCAUUUAUUGAGGAAAAGCAUAAGAUGGACUGAUGUGCCUACAUGGAUCAAACUCUGCCUAAGCCGUUAUUGUGAAACCAGGGUUGUUCCUGGAUGUAUCCUGGACAAGAGGUUUACCUUAUGGAAAAGAUAUUGGCUAUUUUGCCUUUUGUACCAGCUGGGAGCAAUAUUUUGACUUUAAGCCAAGAGAUAAUGCUACUAAAAGGCAGAGAGGAAAACAGUGAUUACACAAAACCAGAUACUGAAAUAGUCUGGAUGGGGGGGUUGGCAGAGGUCAAGUUCAGAUAUUAUCUGCUACUCUGCACCAGCUCAAAUUCAGAUUCUUUCUGCCUGGCAAAGAAUUUACUCUUUCAAUAUUUGAUAUUUACUGUAGCACAACAGAGCACUGUGUGGACAGGACAAAAUGUAUCAGAUUACUGAAAAAAGCAAUUGUCUGUGAGUUAUGCAUAAUCUAGUUACUGUCUUUUUAGUAACUCUAACUUCCAGGCACUAGUGAAGGUAUACUUACAGAUCUUGUUACGCAAAAAAGUAGCGUGCUGCAUAGACAAUGUCCUGAGAGACUGUCUUCUGGAGUGAAAGCCACCUACCACAGAGGACACCAAAUCAUUCUGUUAUUUCAUACUACCACAUUAGUGUCUUCCAAAAUGUACUUCAAAACAGCAACUUUCAAUAAUACAGGGAAAUUAAUCUUGAAAACUUAAGUUUUACGUUUGACAAACUUAUUGGAACAGUGUCAAAGCACGUUGGCACUAUGACGAUUUUCAUGUUUUGAAGUAAAAGUUCUUAGCGGAAAGUGAACAUGAGGAGGAUUAAACUGCAGUAAAUUAAGGCCACAUUAAACUCAGGAUUAAUGUGUCUUAAUAUGCAUUCAUUGAUUUUAUACCCCUAGUGAUUUCAUCCUAAUAUAUCUAAGUGUCAUCAUACAGCCAAGGAUCUAACUUUCCAGCCCUCACUUGCCUUAAGUCAUAUUUACUAUCACUAUUUUCAUCUUCCUGCUUGUAAGGAAGAAUUGCUCAAUGAUAAGGCUUGCAAAACUGAGUGCUGCUUGUCUUUCAAAACUAUAUUCACUACGCUUAUCUUGACAGGUCAAGGAAAAUACUUACAUGAUCAUUUCUAGAUUAUUCAUUCGCUUACAAUGUCAAAAAAUCCAGAUAAAAACCAAAGAUGAAAGGAAAUCUGUUCAUUUUAUAAAUCUCACUUCUUUAGAAAAGUUUCAUAGAAGAAACACACCUGCUUCUUUCUUUCAGCAAGUGCUGUGGGUAUGAAUAGUACAGGUACUCAAACUGGGAAAUAAUGGUUUGUAUAUUCUUAUUUAACCUUUUAACUACGGUUUUCCAGCAGGUGUGCAAAUCCUUUAUUCUGACCUUUGAAGCUGUUUCAUAAAUUAUCACUUUUUCAUAGAUUUUGAAUUCCUCUAAUAGCUAAGUCAACUUCUACAGGGUAAGAAGUGCAAGAUAUAGAUUACAAUUAUACUUUUUUGUCAUGUGAUGUGAUGACACUCAAAAUACCAUGCAGAAAAGAAUAUUUUGGGGCCAGCCUUCAUGAAAUAAACAAAUAAAAAGAAAAACCUUAAGUUUGAAUCUUUCUAGCAAUUUUCCUAGCAGCGCCCCCACUUUUGAUCCAAAAAACCAAGAUGCUUUGGUUUGUUUUAGCGUAUAUUUAAAAGGCUUGCAGGACACACAAUCCUAUGUGUUUCCACCUUGUACCAGCUGAAUGAAGAAAUAUUUCCAUGCUACAUCCACAUUCACAGACAAUGAAACAAUGUAAAAAUAGAUGACAUAAUGUACCUAUGUGUGUAUACACAGGCACGCAAAUACACACUCCAACAUGGUUUAUAUACAUGGAAAAUAAUCGUCUAACAUUCAAGAUAUUGCAUGGGAUUGUGUCCGUGUUGCACUCAUUGGCAGCUGGUGGGAGGUGCAGAGCCAACAGUUGCUCAUGACACUGUCUACCCCCUCCCUGAGGCAGGGAGGAGGCAGAGUCUGCCCUGAGAUACUGGGAACCUCUCAGGUCUUCAGCUGGUUGUGGCUCAGUAAGACAAAAAGUAGGAUAAACUUUCAGAGCCAUAAAAUAAUUUGUUCUUUUGAACACCUUUUGAGCUCUCAUGUCUUUCCUUUGUGUCCCAAACCAUGUUCACCAGGUUUCACUUCUCUUCUGAGUGACAGUUCUGCAAGAUGCAGAUGUCGGUCUUGAAGAGCGACGCUCCCUGGGUACCUCCUCCGGCUUCCCUGGCUGUCACCUGCGCCCCGUCGCCCCCAAGGCCCCAGGUGGCCCUGCUGUUGGUGCUGCCACAUCUUCACCUUGGGCUUGGCCAGAGGAUCUCAGUGGCACAUCCACCCCAUGUGCUGCGCUGGCCACUUUUGUUUCACAUAGAAAUUUAACAAACUGCAGGUGACUGAUGAGGAAAAAAAAAACCAACACACAACACAGCAAAACAAAACAAAACAAAAAACCACAAACAACAAAAACCUGCAGUUAGCACUUCUUGCCCUCUCUUUUUCUUCCUAUUAAUUAUUUCCAGAAACAGGCUAAAACUGAAAAGACCCAACCAACCCUUGUUAGUAGCCCUGCUGCAGCAGGAUCUGUCACGUCAGCAGAUCUAUGGGGAGUGACUUGUGCUGUCACAGGCCAGCCCUACCUUCACUCUCCAGGGAGAGAACAACAGCCUGAAGAUAUGUCAAUCCAACUGGCACCUUUUCUGAGUAUUAAAGACAUCUGUGGUUAAAAAAUAAAAUUAAAAAAGAAAAACCCCAAAAAUAAUUAAAGAAAGAAAAAAGCUGAAGUUAAGAAAUUUGUUUUCCAGUGAGGACAAAACCUAAGAAAAAUUUCUGUCAGCCUUCUGUUUGGGACUUUAAGUUGAUUUACUAGGAAUCAUGAGGAUCCACUCAGAAGUAGUAAAGUGUUUGAAUAUUGCCUCAUAAAAUAUAGUCCAAAGCCAACAAACACAUCUAUAUAAGUCAAAUUUUCUUUGUUUCUCUCUUUUUUUUUUUUUUUCCCCUCACAAAUGCUUAUGGAUAUGGGAGUGUUCAAAUGGACACCAGGUAUCGGUUGUUUGGCACCCACAAAGCAUGAAGGGGACAAAAGCAAGUGCUAAAUCUGUCAGUCCUUUGUUUCAUUUUUUUCCUGUGGAGACAUACUGACAAGAGAAGGAGUCCUUACCGAGCAUGGCUGUGGUGAGAACAGCCCACACACUGGUGAGGAAACCCUCAGCCAUCCCAGCUGAGACAGGGGAGGAGGGGAUGAUAAUUUUUUUGUUUGUUUCAUCUCCUGAUGGAUUCAAACAUGUCCAUGUGUGUCUGCUUUGCAGUGGGACUUGCUAGUAAACUCACUGGCCCCUUCCCCAGUUUUUAUUAAUUUUGAUCCCUGUUUUCAUUUUUAUGGAUGCGAGAGCUGCCCCAGUGCUGCCUGUGGAUAUGGCUCCUGGUUUCUCCUGUGGUGUUGAAGUGGCACACUUUGAAUUUUUCACCUCAGCUGGCAGCACCCUUCCUUGCCACUUCUGUUACCCAAAACUGAUCCUGGUAACGACCUUGCAGGUACAAAUACUAAAUAGGUCACAUCCUCACAGCCAUCACACUGCAAAGCUGGCGUGAUGGAGCUGGGGGGACAGGAAGAGUGCUGCUUAUAUUUUUUUUCCUCCCUCCCCCUACAAUAAUUCCUGAAAAAUCUUUAUUUUCUGACAGAUCAGGAGGCUUCCUGUGAGAAGCUAAAUUGUUAGGAAAGCAAACCCUGGUCCUGUGGGUCGGAUGUGUUUGCUGACAGGUAGUGGGUUUGGAGUCUAAUAACCUUUGAUAUUUUUAACGAUCUCUUCCUAGAUGGCUCUAUACUCUCAGCUGACAGCAGUGCAAGUGGUAGAAAUUGAGAAGUUUAAAAGAAGUAAGCUUUUUUUUUCACCUCUGGGUCUACAGAUGUUUUAUACAGCAUGUGUAGAGACACUUGCUAGGAAUGUGAUUUCUAUACAGUAUCACUUUCAUUGUUCUUGUAUACCAUGAAAAGCUCUAGACUUUUAAGAAACUUUUUUUUUUUUUUUUUAAUUUAUAGAAGAUCUUUCCCUGAAGGAAGCUGAGAGAUGGUCCUUAAUUUGCUGCGGCUUCUUUUCUCAUUUCUGUGCCUGUCUUUCCUCUUUUGUCACAGUCUUGGCAAAAAGCUUUCCUCCUUCCUCACUUUAACAAGUCUGUUGCCUGUGUUUCAGCUAUAGGUGUGCAGUUUCUCUUGCCUUUCAGGCACUGUGAAUGCUGGUAUUCAAACUCUUUAACCCCACCAAAAUACUGCCUUCCCUAGCAUGCAAAUUCCGCUCCACUGAAGCCCAAACUACUGUGUGAAGUGAGAAGUUCCAUAAAUCCUUUCCUCAUGGAUUUUAAAUUCGAAGUUAAAAAACCCCUUGUGUGAAACAAAGCCAAAUUAAUUCUCUUCUUCCCUAGUUUUGCCAUCUCCAUGUUAGAAACAGUGGUGGAUAAUGGCAAAGGGUGAAUGUUCCUGUAGUGGAAUAUCAUGCAGAGAUGUGCAUGGAUUCAUUUUAUGCCCUGUGCAAUGGUAAGGUAGCCCUCCCUUCCCUUGAAUCCCCUUUCAUUCCUGUGCUUACUAGCAGAGUAUUGACUAAGAAACCAAGCCUAAGAAUAUAAUUAUAGCAAGGCUGAGUUGGACAUGAAUCAUUUACCACAACCAAUGCAAUUAUUUCUCCUAUACAUUUACUUCCCUCCCUUUGCUAUGGCCUCUUUUGCUACACUGUGGAACUACUUGGUUACAUGAGUGUAUUAGUCCUCCCAGCCUCAUAUUUCAGGAUACUGGGUAGAUCCGUUAUACAUAUUUCAUUCUGGUAUCAACCAAAUAAAAGGAAAAAAUUCUGGUGUCUUUUUGCCUUCCAAAGUUCUGCAUAACCUGGUAAGUGCCAUUAGGUAACUACUCUUUUUCAUCUUUUUAUAGUGAGUUGCUUUUUUUUUUUUUUUUUGACUGUAUUUGCCAAGAAGCACACAGAAACUGUUUUCUUUGAGAUGCCCCAAAGUGCUCUGACUCUCUGGGAGAAGUGGCUGUGGGUGGUACAUGAGGCAAUGUGAUCACAGUCCAUAUUACAGUGGCCUUCAGAAGGAAGGAUUUCACUGAGUGUUUAACAUUUGGACUGUCUUACCUGACAGCACUGAUGAAAGCACAGGGGGACAAGCUUAACGUGCCCUAACAACAGACAGGUCAUGGUUGGAUGGCUUUUCUGCUCCCCCCAGCUCAUGUAGGCUGUGGAGGGGAGUCGGGGGAGAUUUCUGCCCCCACUGGGAUUCCAGCUCUACACCUCUACCCCAAAGACAGCCCUUCUCUGAAGCACAUCAUGGUAGUAGUGUUAGUAAUAGUAAUAAAAACACUGGUGAGAGUGCCAUGGUUGCCAAUAAACAGACUUUCUUAUAUCUUAUCCCUUAAUUCUGGUGCCACUUUGCAGAGGUGGUUGGUAAGUUAGAGACUAGCAGUUUGUAAAUACCUUUAGAUAGUGUGUUUUAACAUGACCAACACCAUAUCUCGACUGUGUAAAAAAAAAAAAAAAAAUUAUGUGUAAUAUUAUCCAGAUAAGGUUAUAAUGUAAAUAUAUCUACAAUGAAUGUCCAAUUACUCUUCAAGUUCUAUGUACGAGGAAGAACCUCAUCUCUUCUUGAGACUUUUUUAACUUAAGGGUAUGGAAAACCUGUUAUUCAUUUGUAUAAAAAACCCAACUGCAUUCUUUUCUUCAAAAGAAAAUACUACUGCGAGGAGGAAGGGAAUGCAUUACAUGUAUGUGAUAUCCAAAAUCAUACAGUAAGACUGGGAACUGAGGAUCUUACAAAUCGGGGACUGGUCAAAUUCUUGAUGCCGUACAUUUGAUCUCAUAUAAGUAAGAUAAGCACAAGUUUAUGGUUAGCUGUGUAAAGCUGACCCACUUGAUUAUAUAUACAUUAUAGAUAUAUAUUUAUAUAUGCUGUAUAGAUAUAUACACAACAGUCAUACAGUGAAAAUAAAGUUUGAUAAAGUGAUAUUAACUGGGAAUUUGGUUGUAAUGUUGUGCUCUAUUUGGAAGAAAAAUGUCUGUGUUAUUCAGCAACAUUCAAAUAUGUUAUGUACAAUGAAGGAAGGAAGAAGGUGCUUCACCAAAACAACUCAUGAAGGACUGAGAUGAUGAGGGUUUGAAAUAUCUUGAAGACACAACUAAAAUAACAUGCAAUAUAUGUGUAUGUACUUCUGCUGAGUUGUAUUCCUAGUUAAAGCAUUGCAUUAAACAGCAAAUUAUAACAAUAAUAAAAAUGGUUUUGUAUGUGGUAA